Bactrocera tryoni is the source of this 2008-nucleotide messenger RNA. RefSeq lists its product as uncharacterized. The transcript is spliced from 4 exons. Bases 1162 to 1584 code for a protein of 140 amino acids. Lineage: Eukaryota; Metazoa; Arthropoda; Insecta; Diptera; Tephritidae. The record is from RefSeq and is a predicted model, not a curated record.
UCAUUUCUGGCCACUCCCGAUCAAAGUGGGAAGAACAGCUGGAUUGCGACAAGCUACCAUUGUGGAAGGAUUGUGAAGCUACCUUAAAUAGGCGGUACCAGCACCUAUCAGCUGAAGGCGAAUCAUCUUCGAGGACGAGACCCAUAGCAGCAGCCAGCACGAACCACGUGAAGCAGCCUCACAUGAAUGGAACGAAGUCCGCUUUAGUUGCAGCGAAUACAAAGCAGCCGACAUGCCAGCAGUGUAAAUCGAAGGACAACUAUUUAACAGCUUGCCCCACUUUUAAAACUAUUUCUACUCAACAGAAAUUUGAGUUUGUCAAAUCGGUGCCCUUAUGCAUAAAUUGGUUACGUAAGGGAUCCAAAUGCAGAGCGGAUCGAUGUCGCGUGAGUUACGUCAGAGACUCCACCCAUUGUAUCAGUACACUGCAAGCUAUUUUAAAUACGAAAUUUGAUAUUCCGUUCAAUUAGCUUCUUUAAUGUAUAAAAUGAUUAUUAAGCAAUAUAUCGCAAAACGACCACAGUAGUUGUUAAUUUUUAUUUACAUUUGCUUUGUCGCAACUUUGUCGAAAUUGAUAUCGCAUUCUAUUGCUUAUUGUUCUUUGCCACAACAAUGUUACAAAUCAACAUAUGUUGUAACAUUGUUGUUGCCAUUAUUUUAUUGAUUACAAACAAAUUAAAAGUGGUUGAACUCCGAAAUUAUUUUGAUGUUUACGUUAAAAUUUAUGAAUGAGUGAGCUAAGCAAAAUCUUUGUAUAAAAGCCAUGUAUUUCAAUUUUAUAUUAUUAUUCAAUAAAGUAAUAAUCAAGAAACUGCAACUCAAGUUUCUUUACUGGCGCAGUCGGUCGCGAAAUAAUUCUUAAGAAUUAUUGAAAUCGAAUCGUUUAUCAUUUUUUUAAAAAAGUGAUAUUUCAAACAAAAACUCAAUUAGGGAUUUCACAAGACGUACUAUUUGUCGUAUUUGGUCUAUUGCGCUAUUGUAAUACAACAGUUGUAAAAGUUUUGUUUUUGUUUCGCAAGUAAAAUUUUAAUAUCACAAUACAACUCUGAAAGGUAUGUUUGCCUUGCUAUUUGUGGAUGCUAUUCGAUCAGCUGUUUCUAUUUACAUUCUGAUUUUGUUAAUUUGUCUGCAGGCUAUUAGUUAAAAUAAUUAAAAACAAAAAUGGAAUCACCCCGAGAUAAUGACGUCAAAGCCAAGCGUAUCCGUUGCAACCCAACCCGUAGAUGGGCGGCAGCAGAAGAGAAGUCUCUAAUUGAGUUUCUGUUGGAAAAUCGGCAACUUGAGAAGCCGUCCGCUCAAGCUUACUAUAAGCAGUUCUGCAUGGCAAAAAAUCUAACCAUGGAGUGGAAGCUUGUGCGUUCUAAAGUGCGGAACAUGAGAGUGAGCUACAACAAAGCGAAGACAUGGGAAGGCUCGACGGGAGCAGGUAGCAUGAGUGGCGAAACUAUUAAAAGUACUCUACUAAAAAUGUGCACUUUUUUUUACGAGCUCGAAGACAUUUUUGGGAGCAGAGAUAGUGAAUGUGCCGCAAUCGAAGAUACGAUUACGAUGCCGCUGAGUAUUUGGAUUUUGAAGGUGCUGUAGAAACUCAGAUAGCAGUACCGAUUGAAGAACCGGAGAGCUCCCAAGGCCAAGGCAAGGAUUGUGUGUUACAUUUAAAUGGUAACGAAAGUUCUGCCGAAAUUAGUUGUACGCCAAGUACGAGCCGUAAGGGCAUAUACAGCAGAACGGGGGUUUCGGAAAUAAUGAAACUCCAAGCCGAAGUCAUUAGUUUCAAGAAAGAAAAACUAGAAGCAGAAUUGGCAGCAAGAGACAGGGAGUUAGUUAUAAGGGAAAGAUAAUUGGUGUUAAAAGAAAAGAAUUUUGAUUUGAAAGAAAGGAAUUUUAAAAGCGAAGAAAAGCUGAAAGUUCUUGAGCUCGAAAUGAAAGAGCGAUUAGCUAUGGAAGAGCUUAAGCUUAAAUAUAAACAAUUAUUUUAACGUAACUUAAAUGAUUUAAGUAAUAUAGU